CAUUGGUGGGUUUACCUAGACUAGGCAUCACAGAUCGGUUGAACUCUGAAGCAUGGCAUUGAGCGGAAAUGCUCCUUACUUGCGAUGUCGACAUCCAGGCGCAGACACACACACACACAUACACAUGCACACACCAAAGGAGUCGACUUGGAGCAUGCGGAAGCAUGUAGUUAGUUUAAUUACUGAACACAUUUUAUUCGCAAAAGCAGACACCAUUUGGCUCAAGUCAGGGGUGAUACCACUGUGUCAAUUGGAAAGUGGCCUGAACGGUUUUGGACCGCUUUUUCUUUUCUGUUCCUCGACCCUUUUGUGACUUCGUCCUUUGGUCGCUUCCGGCGCCUUCCCCGACUUGGAGGACCCAGCAAAAGUCCAGGACAAAACCCCAAUCCACCUCUGGAAAGAAGUGGUACGCCAGACACAGUGCCACCUUUCGGCCCACACUCGCCGUGCCAUGCUUGCUCACCUCGUUGGCCCACCACUUCGGACCCCAUUGAUCUCCGACAACCAUUAGCCAGUCAACUCGAUAAAUGCCGACGGCCACAGCCGGUCUCCUUUCGUCAAGGAGGCUGCCAAUUGGCCUUCUCUCACAUCAAGAGGGCUGACAACAUGGCAAAUGAUACGAAGAACAUGGUGCUUGGUGAAGUGGGUUUUCCAGGAACCAUAUCUUUCUCCCCAGGGAGGCGGUUGACUACCUCGUUGGGGGCGGACGCCUAGGGUGUCCAAACCGUCGGAAAUUCGUGUGACUGCUUACGUGGAUGGAUGCCGGACGACCAUGCUUCUGGUGCGUCAGCGUUUUGGCACAGGGUGCCCAGUGUCUGUUUCUUCUGGGAGCUACAAGUGCCUUACUAGUAGUAACAAGUGCCUUACUAGUAGCUUCUUGUGCCACGCUAGUAGUAACAGGUGCCUCUCUCAGUUUAUGUGCUUCUUGGCUCCCUGGUACGGAGCGUUGGCCGGUGGAAUGGAGACGGGCCCCUUCGUCCCGUCAGGCCGCAGGUCCAGUGGAUCCCGUGAGUCCCGUUGGGACCGUUGGUCCCGUUGCUUGGGACUCGUGUAGCGGACCAUUCCCGAAUGGAGGCGACCAUGCUAGCUUACGGGGAAGCCUGUUUGAACACAAACUCCCAUAGAAGACACUUUAUCGCCAUUCAAGAAAAAACGGCUCUUGCUGCUGCCUUUUCUUUUUCUAUUAUGGACUUGAUGUUUCCAAGUGAGCACAUUUCUUUCCUUGGUGCACAAACAUGGAUUGAGAACCAUAGGCAUCUCUAAAAACUUUUUCCUCUUGCUGAUGGAUGUAAGGCCCGCGGCCAAUGUCAUCCCCACAGAAUCAAACUCCGCCUUUCGUCCUGGAUGCUGCCGGUGUGAGGAUUUCUCAGCGCUGGCAGAGGGCUGCACUAUGUGCAGCUGCAGGAGCUGGUGCAAGGCAACGUCUCAGAGAGGAGACCCACCAAAGCCGUGGGCAGUUGGUGCGACAGCUUCUGCGGCUGCUGCGAGGUAGGGAUUUUCUUUGGCUUGGCCUUGGCUGCGCAGGCUUGGUGCUCUCGUCUUUGGCUGAACUGGCCUCUCCACCCUUAGCUGCAGCAGCACUCUUCUCAGCCGUGCAGGGCAGGCAUCACCUUUUGCUGCCACGCUGUGCGGCCGUGGCGGGUGUCGCUGUGUUGAGCGGCGCUGCGGAAGGGCUGCGGAACUUUUCCUUUAACAUGCUGAGAAGCAACUUAGUAGCGCGCUUGAGGCAAGAGGCUUUUGGCGUUUUGAUGUCACAGGAGCUGAGCUUCUUUGACGAAGCGGAUGGAGAGUUGACCUCUCGUUUGAGCUCCGACUGCAUGUCGGUCUACUCCUACUUGAGUGAUGUGCUCAGCUUUUUUCUUCGCUCCGGAGCUGUGGCGCUUUGCAGUCUAUUGGAACUUCUGCGACUAUCACCCAGUAUCACAUGGCGCGUGCUUUUGAUGUUGACAUUGGUCAUGGUUUGUGCUGAGUGGUAUGGCAGAGUAACCCGCUCCACUGGACGCAAGACGCAGGAUGCCUUGGCCGAGCUGGGCCGUAUCUCCAGCGAAGCGCUGCAACUGCUACGAACGGUGCGGGCACUAGGUGCUGAGGAUUUACACAAACGUCUCUUCAAGCAGCAGAAUGCAGUCAUCAACGAGACACAACGUCGAAGAGGCAUGGCGCUUGGUAUUUUCUCGGCUGCCAGCAAUGGUUUGGGACUGCUACUGCAGAUGGUGAGCCUGCUGAUUGGAAGCAGCUUGGUGUUGGCUGGCUCAAUGACAGCACAGGCCUUGGCCACCUAUUUGCUGUAUUUGGACACAGCAGUGGACAGUGCACUUGAGCUGGGGAUCGAGUGGUCCUCCUGCAAUGACGCCCUGGGCUCUGCCGAACGAGUCUUGAGACUCCUGGCAGAUGGUCCAGUGUUUGAGCCUGCAGGGCACUGCCCAGGUGCGGUGUCUGGAGAUGUCCUUUUUGACUCCGUGUCUUUCACCUAUCCUUCGCGGCCGAAGCACCAGGUACUUGAAAAGGUCUCCUUGCAUUGUGCCGCUGGGAAGACCACAGCACUGGUGGGCUUCAGCGGCUCAGGCAAAUCGUCUUUGAUAAGCUUGUUGCUCCGCUUUUACGACUUGGAGGACGGGCAAGGCAUAUUGAAGUUCGACAACGCUGAUGUGCGACAUUUGGACCGCGUUUGGUUGAGAAGACAGAUGGGACUUGUGCCCCAAAGUCCCAAGCUGUUUCGUGGCACCAUAGCGGAAAACAUUGCAUGGGGGCAGCCCUGUGUAACUCAAGCUGAAGUGCAUGCCGCAGCAGAGGCUGCCAUGGCAGCGGAGUUCAUCGCGGAGUUGCCUGAGGGCUUUGACACGAUUUGCUCCGACGAGAAGCUUCUGUCCGGAGGCCAGCGACAACGUAUCGCUUUGGCCCGAGCCCUCUUCCGGGAUCCUGCUGUUUUGCUCCUUGACGAGCCAACCUCAGCACUUGACCCCAAGUCCAGCGCAUUGGUGUCUCAAGCUCUGGAGCAGGCAAAGUGGUCAGAGAGCAGGAAGUGCCCACGGACAAUGAUUAUUGUGGCGCACGACCUGCGAUUGGGUGCUGUGCAGAGCGCGGAUCAGAUUGUGGUCAUGGAUGGAGGCCGAAUCUUGGAACGUGGAGGCCAUGCUGAACUCCUGGAGCUGAAUGGCAGCUACAAGCGGCUGAUGGAAGAUCAGCGACUUCCAACCGAACACACUCCACGAAUUUGACUGGGAGGACAAAAGGUCCACGCACAGGGGAACUGGAGUCUUGGGUAUAGCAUGGUAUAGCAGAUAUUGGAUCGUCCUGCGCGUUUGGCUUGAUG
This is a messenger RNA of Durusdinium trenchii, 3313 nucleotides long. NCBI's taxonomy places the organism in Eukaryota, Dinophyceae, Suessiales, Symbiodiniaceae. The record is from the annotation of a GenBank genome assembly.